This is a messenger RNA of Hypanus sabinus (Atlantic stingray), 3212 nucleotides long. It is a transcript of the gene cnot4b, whose product is annotated as CCR4-NOT transcription complex, subunit 4b. Gene Ontology annotation, biological process: protein ubiquitination. Gene Ontology annotation, molecular function: RNA binding; metal ion binding; ubiquitin-protein transferase activity. NCBI's taxonomy places the organism in Eukaryota, Metazoa, Chordata, Chondrichthyes, Myliobatiformes, Dasyatidae. Gene Ontology annotation, cellular component: CCR4-NOT complex. The transcript is spliced from 14 exons. The coding region runs from base 279 to 2621 and encodes 780 amino acids. The record is from RefSeq and is a predicted model, not a curated record.
CGUGCGCAGACUCGGCGAAGGGGAUUCCUAGGGAGAGAGAGAAAAAAAUGGUGGCUGGCGUGUAAAUGAGAGCAGCGCUGUGAAGAGAGACGGAUAUAUAAUUAUAUAUAAUAUCGUCUAGAGGGAACCGGCCCUGUAAUUACUCCCCGUCAGCACCAGGACAAGGACACGCAAGGAAGAGACCCGAGAAACGCUCCUCUACGGUGAAAAGACUUGAAAUAUACUCAGAUUUGCACAGUUUCAUUGGUGAGAAGUUGAAAAUCCUGUGAACACUGGAGAUGUCUCGCAGCCCUGACACGAAAGAGGACCCUGUUGAAUGCCCACUUUGCAUGGAGCCUCUUGAAAUUGAUGACAUCAACUUCUUCCCUUGCACCUGUGGCUACCAGAUCUGUCGUUUCUGUUGGCACCGUAUACGCACAGAUGAAAAUGGCCUCUGUCCAGCCUGCAGAAAACCCUACCCUGAAGAUCCUGCAGUUUAUAAACCGCUUUCUCAAGAGGAGCUACAGAGGAUAAAAAAUGAGAAGAAACAAAAACAGAAUGAGCGGAAACAGAAAAUCUCAGAGAACCGCAAACAUUUGGCUAGUGUACGUGUUGUACAGAAGAAUCUAGUUUUUGUUGUUGGUCUAUCACAGAGGCUUGCAGAUCCAGAGGUUUUAAAACGGCCAGAAUAUUUUGGGAAGUUUGGUAAAAUACAUAAAGUUGUUAUCAACAACAGCACAUCAUAUGCAGGUUCGCAGGGUCCCAGUGCUAGUGCUUACGUAACCUACAUGCGGUCUGAAGACGCACUAAGAGCAAUACAGUGUGUAAAUAAUGUGGUGGUGGAUGGCAGGACGCUUAAGGCAUCUUUAGGCACAACGAAGUAUUGCAGUUAUUUCCUAAAAAAUAUGCAGUGUCCUAAACCAGACUGUAUGUAUUUGCAUGAGCUAGGGGAUGAAGCAGCCAGUUUCACUAAAGAGGAAAUGCAGGCAGGGAAACAUCAAGAAUAUGAACAGAAGCUGCUCCAGGAACUUUAUAAAAUGAAUCCCAACUUUUUGCACCAGUCAUCCAGUACAGUCGACAAAAACAAGAACAAAAUAGUUACACAGCAGAGGUAUGAUGCACCCAACACUAGUAAUAAAGAUGCCUGGCCGUCAUUACUCAGCACAGCUAAAGCAGCCAACGGUCUAAUACUCUGGCACAGGAAAACACCUCCUAUUCUUGAUAAUGGUUCAGAUCCCGAGCAUAUGACCUCAGAUGGUCCUGACACAGAACUCAGACAGGUGGAUAAACCACCAGAAACACUCAGUCUAGGAAAUGGUGAUAAUUUACAACAGAUCCCUCCAAGUGAAACACCAUCACCACCGCCAGGUUUAACAAAACCCAACCCAGUUGUCCCAAUUAGUUCAUCCAAUCACAACGCAAGGUCUCCAUUCGAGGGUGCUGCAGCAGAAUCCCAGUCCCUGUUCUCAGACAACAGUAACUUCAGACACCCCAACCCUCUCCCAAAUAGCCUGUUAUAUCCCACUUCAUCACCAUCAACACACGACUGGCCAACAGCACCAGAACCACAGAGUCUCUUCACAUCAGAUGUACUUUAUAAAAUGAGGUCCAAUCCAAGUUUUCACCCAUGCAGAGUUGCAGAAACAAUCCCAGUAUCUUCAUCAACAGACUGGCAAGCUGCUUUUGGGUUCGGCUCCUCCAAACAACAAGAGGAUGAUCUGGGUUUUGACCCAUUCGACAUCACAAGGAAAGCCUUAGCAGACCUGAUAGAGAAGGAACUCUCAGUCCAGGACCAACCUUCCAACGUGGGCCUCACUUCCCCCACCGCACUACAGACCCCUUCGCAAACUGCAAACAAAGGCAUUGGUGGCUUCUUGACACCAGCUUCUGCCACAGCAGCCAACUCCAUAGGCAACUCUUUUCCCAACUCUGUAUUACCACGGAGGUUUCCAGCUUUUCAGCACAGAGCCGUCUACAACUCAUUCAGUUUUCCAGGUCAGGCACGGUACCCAUGGAUGGCAUACCCUCACAAUAGCAUGAUGCACUUGAACCACACAGCAACACCCACCUCGAACAGUAAUUUCUUGGACUUAAAUAUACCACAGCAUAGUACAGGACUUGGUGGAAUUCCUAUAUCAGACAGCGGCAGUAAUGUGGCAAGUUUAAAUGUGAAAGAGUGGCAGGAUGGUCUACGGGCACUGUUACCAAAUAUUAACAUCAAUUUUGGGGGACUACCAAAUGCUGCUUCCUGCUCUUCAGUGAACCAUGCAGCAACAACCUCAGCCAACAACACCAGCCUGAACUGGGAGAGUGGGAGUAGCUGGAUGGACCCAGCAAUUAUAACAGGUGUCCCAGCGUCCACAGGGAACAGUUUAGAUACUCUGCAAGAUGACAACCCUCCACACUGGCUGAAGUCGCUCCAGACACUGACAGAAGUAGAUGGCCCCACAACAGCACAGACAGGGCACAGUAAUCCCUUCAACACACAGAUUCCCUCACACAGAGCUGGCUGGGCCCCUUACCCAGCACCCUCCAACCCAAGCAACUUCCACUCUCCACCUCCAGGUUUCCAGACAACCUUCAGACCUCCCAACAAAACCCCCACAGAUCUUCUACAGAGCUCUGCAUUGGAUCGUCACUAAGAAAAACUGAUUUACUCCCCUCUUCUCCUUUCUUUCUCUCCUUCACUACACAUAAUCUCAGUUCCUGAUCAGUGCCAGACACAAUGCGAUCGCAGGUUACAUUAGAAUUACCGGGAGAAUUUUUUUUUCUGCUCACCAGCCUCUUGACAGCAUGCUUUCCCCCCCCCACCCUUAGGUGGGCUGCAGUGACUCCUGCUGACCAGUAACCAGUUCUCAAAACCCAUCUUGAACCAUUGAUCAGUUCAGCACUAAUGGAAGCCCUUUGGCUCACCAUGCUUGUAUCUCGUGCAAUAAUAAUUGCCGCAUAGUAAUGUUGAAAGCUGCACAGUAAGACCAACUGAAGCGUCAGUCACAAAAUUGAUGCUUCCCACAUAAUUGACAGUGCUUUUGAGUUCACGGUCUGCAGGAGAACGGCAUGUUGGAUAAGCAUUUUGAUUAGUGAUUAAAUGGGCAUGUAGCUGAGGAGUGGAUGAGUUGACUAAAACCAUUUGAUUUUUUUAAAAUUUUGACUUUAGCUUAAAUAAUACGAGAAAUGUUUUAAAAAAGCAUUCACAAAUUUAAUACCUAGACAACAAUAAAAGAACUGCUGAA